This is a messenger RNA of Myotis lucifugus (little brown bat), 1774 nucleotides long. It is a transcript of the gene ARMC10, whose product is annotated as armadillo repeat containing 10. The coding region runs from base 1 to 915 and encodes 304 amino acids. Gene Ontology annotation, cellular component: mitochondrion. The transcript is spliced from 6 exons. The record is from RefSeq and is a predicted model, not a curated record. Gene Ontology annotation, biological process: negative regulation of intrinsic apoptotic signaling pathway by p53 class mediator. NCBI's taxonomy places the organism in Eukaryota, Metazoa, Chordata, Mammalia, Chiroptera, Vespertilionidae.
AUGGGGGUAGGUGGAGAUGGGAAAAGUGGGGGGAAAUGGGGACAGAAAGAAAUUGCUUGGGAUGAUGAUGGACACAUGAUACAGUGUGCAGAUGAUGGGGUGAACUUUAAAUCAUUUUCUUUUUAUGCAGAAGACUUAACCAAUGGUUCAUAUGAUGAUGUCCUAAAUGCUGAACAACUUCAGAAACUCCUUUAUCUGCUUGAGUUAACUGAGGAUCCUGCGAUCAUUGAAAGAGCUUUGGUCACUCUGGGUAACAAUGCAGCCUUUUCAGCUAACCAGGUUAUUAUUCGUGAAUUGGGUGGUAUUCCAAUUGUUGGAAGCAAAAUCAAGGAUCCCAACCACAGUAUUAAAGAGAAGGCUUUAAAUGCACUGAGUAACCUGAGUGUGAAUGUUGAAAAUCAAAUCAAGAUAAAGGUAUACGUCAAUCAAGUCUGUGAAGAUGUCCUCUCUGGUCCCCUGAACUCCCCUGUGCAGUUGGCGGGACUGAGAUUGCUAACAAACAUGACAGUUACCAACGACCAUCAGCACAUGUUUACCAAUUACAUUACAGACCUGUUCCAAGUGUUGCUUGCAGGAAAUGGAACCACCAAGGUUCAAGUUUUAAAACUGCUGUUGAAUUUGUCUGAAAAUCCAGCCAUGACUGAAGGACUACUUGGUGCCCAAGUGGAUUCAUCAUUCCUUUCCCUUUAUGAUGGCCACGUGGCAAAGGAGAUUCUUCUUCGAGCUCUUACGCUAUUUCAGAAUAUAAAUAACUGCCUCAAAAAGGAAGGCCACCUAACUGUUCAGCCUACUUUCACUCAAGGUUCAUUGUUUUUCCUGUUGUAUGGAGAAGAAUGUGCCCAGAAAAUGAGAGCAUUAGUUAAUCAUCAUGAUGCGGACGUGAAGGAAAAGGUAACAAUAAUACCCAAACGCUAACUGGUAGGUCAUACUUUCCAAAGAGUAAUGCAGUCUGGAAGUAAACUUCAUCUUCCUUACAAAGGGAUUCUUCCAGCUGCUGAAUUUAAACAGUAAAUAUCAGACUUCAUCAUUUCCACAGCUAGAACUUGCCAUAGUCUUGUGAUGUAUUUUAGACCAUUUUAUUGAUACCAAACAAAUAUAACAGCUUGUUCUGAAACAUUUAUUUCCUUUUAUUUUGCUCUUUGCUGAGCUACUUUAAUUAUUUCUUCUACAUGAAGUGACAGUGACCUUUUUAUAUGUAAGCUACUCUUCUGCUGUUUGCUGUGAUUAGUACUCACCUGAGAGAGCAUUAGUAUGUGAUUGUUUCAGAACUGCAGUAGGAAUGACCUUCUUUUAGUAACAAUGAGAUCCUAUGCUCUUGAGUCCACCUGCCAGCCUAGCCAUACUGCUUUCAAAAGUCUAUUCUAAUUAUUAAAAUCUAUUCUAGUCAAUGAAAAUGGUAAACUUUUCGGAGAAAUGUUUCCUACUACUCACCCACUCCCAUUCAGUGUGCCAGCAUGUAAAGAUGCUGUUAUAAAAUACUGGGAACCAUCUAAGUGCCCACCUAUGGUCAAUUGGUUAAGUCAAUCAUCUAGUCUUAAAGAACUAAGUAGGUCUGAAUGUGCUAAUGUGGAAAGACACCCCUGAAAUAUGAAUGUUUUUAAAUGAAAGCUAUUUAGGCUCAUAUAUGGAUAGACACUUCUAGAAUGAUACUCAAACUCCUGGGUGUGGGACUGUGGAGUGAGGAAAUGACUUUUCUAUGUUCACGUUCUACUGUUUGAAAUUUUUACUGUGGCAUAAAUUUUAUCAUAAUUUUUUAAAUAAAAAGGAAAAGUAA